Messenger RNA from Penicillium malachiteum, 531 nucleotides. RefSeq lists its product as uncharacterized. The record is from RefSeq and is a predicted model, not a curated record. The transcript has 3 exons. Lineage: Eukaryota; Fungi; Ascomycota; Eurotiomycetes; Eurotiales; Aspergillaceae. Bases 1 to 531 code for a protein of 176 amino acids.
AUGAACCAUUCACUCAAGAUUUACUCAUUGCUUCUCAUCAUCUGGACAGUAGCCAUUGCCGCGCAAGAUGUGGUAGCUACAGCUCAGCCACCAGCACCUACGAGUACUGGACUCUGUGCAUCGCAAGGCGUCGUUGAUAAAUGUGUGGAUACUAUGAAACACUCCCUUCAGAUAUGUUCUGAGAAUGACUGGGACUGCAAGUGCUCCGGGAGUGCGAAUAUUGCAAACUGUUAUGAAGAUUGCCCGGAUGACCCAGCUCGAUUCUCUGCUGAACUAGUGAGCGAACAAGAUUGCGCGACGGCCAACGCAUACGACAAGGGACUGUCGACGGUCACAAAUUCAUGGUCUACACCGGGCCCCGAGACAGUUACAGCAACUCCUACGGAUACAAGUGCGACCUCUACUGGUGGACCUACAAAAUCCGUGAAUGGGCUGGAGGAAUCUGCUAGUCCCUCAGAGGGUGCAGCGGCGAUCAAGUCAGUUGUUAGCUGGCUUGCGUUUGUUGGCCUAGGAUUUGGAAUUAUGGUUUGA